Molecule: messenger RNA, 579 nt
Organism: Ananas comosus (pineapple)
Lineage: Eukaryota; Viridiplantae; Streptophyta; Magnoliopsida; Poales; Bromeliaceae
Product: putative protein TPRXL
Exons: 1
Coding region: 1-579 (192 amino acids)
Source: RefSeq, a predicted model, not a curated record
AUGGGCAAGAAAAGCAGGCUCAAGAAGGAUCGCGCCGAAAUGGCGAAGGCCGACCGCGACACCAGCACUGCUUCGGAAGGGCCCUCAUCGGCCGCCACCGCCGCCAGCUCCUCCUCCAUACGCAACAUCGUCCUCCCCAUCUCCCCCUCCUUCGCCUCCGUCCUCGGCCCCUCCUCCUCCUCCUCCUCCUCCGCGCCCGCUCAGGGCGCCGCCUCACCUGACAGGCCCCCGGACUUCUUCAUCGGCGUCGACGCGAAGGGCGACCCGAGAGUGAUCGUACGGGGAUCUGAGGCCUACGAAGUCGUAACAGAGCCGGCGAAUCAGGAGCCAUCGCCCGACCUGUUCACGGAGCGCGACGAUCGCGACGCAUCGCCCGACCCCUGCACGAGGCCGCUCAGCUCGUCGCCCCCGCCCUCCCCGCCUUCCACCUCCCUGCCGUCGGGCUCUGCCGGCAGCAGUUCUUCUGUCAGUAAAGGGUCCAAGAAGCAGGCCGCCGGCGGCAGCAGCAGCACCAGCGACGGCAGCUCCUCAUCCAAGAAGAGGAGCGGCGGGCAGUCAUCGCCGGGCCGACGGACUUAG